Messenger RNA from Dendroctonus ponderosae (mountain pine beetle), 862 nucleotides. RefSeq names its product adhesion G protein-coupled receptor E2-like. Lineage: Eukaryota; Metazoa; Arthropoda; Insecta; Coleoptera; Curculionidae. Gene Ontology annotation, biological process: cell surface receptor signaling pathway; G protein-coupled receptor signaling pathway. The record is from RefSeq and is a predicted model, not a curated record. Gene Ontology annotation, molecular function: G protein-coupled receptor activity. Gene Ontology annotation, cellular component: membrane.
UGCGCGAAGGAACGAAGAGAAGACCGUGCUGGUCGACGCUAGUAUGACAUCGAAAGCACGUGCCGAUGUGUAUCAAAGUGACUUUCUAAACUAACUUUUUAUGCUCGAAGUGUAAACUCAAAAAAUAACCAUGGACACCCUUUACACAGCCCGACUACAUGGGUAUCCGACUUCAAACAGAUCGGCAAUGGACAACAAUAUAACCGAAGAAAGUGUCUUAUCUCUGCUUAUAGUUCUAGGAAGCAGUCUAUCUUUGGUAGCUCUUGUUUUCGCCUUUAUUACCUAUAGCCUAUUUUCUGAUCUCCGCAAUCUGUCUGGAACGACCCUCAUGAAUUUGUUAUCAGCGCUAUUCAUGACCCAACUACUCUAUGUUAUUGGUGUCGGAGGUGUAAUGGAUUCGGAGCUCUGCAUUGCUCUGGCGUCCGCUCUACAUUAUGUCCGCCUCUGUGUGUUUUCAUGGAUGCUGCUUAUGACCCACAAUAUGUACAUGCAGUACAAAACUGGCCUUCAUCUUGUUCCAAUUACGGACACAAAUAUUAGCCGGAAUUUUAUAAGAUAUUCCCUUCUAGGAUGGGGAUUGCCAUUAGUAUUCCUGCUGGCAAGCAUCUUAAUCCAAUACUGUGAUAAACGUGGAAUGUUGCUCGACACUCAAGACCUCAGAAGGCAGAAUUGCUGGUUUCUGGACAAGAACGCCUUUAUCUCCAGCCUGGUCAUUCCCGGUUACCUGAUGGCUCUGAUGACAUUCUUCUAUUUAUUCCGGACAGCUGUUUUGUCCAAAUACCUCGUAGGGUUUCAACCGGACAAUCGAUUACGAGACAAAAUGCGACGGAAAAGCGCUAUUCAAAUAAUACUUUUUAGUAAG